AUGCUACUCAAUUCUCAACAAUUAGUUUUAAAAGUACAGUCUGAACUUGAACCAUUUAAAUUGGAAUUUGAUCAAUACCAACCGGGACUACAAGGUGACAAUCAAUUGAAAUUGGAUGAUUUAUUUAAAGAAUGUGUUAACAGAAUUAUUGAACAAAUUUACAAUACUAAAAUAAUCCCAGAAGGAGCUUUUGAAAUUCGACAAGAUCAUCAUAGUGUUAAUUACAAAAAUCUAUUUCAAGAUUAUUUUCGAUUAAAUAAUCUUAAUGAAAAUUUUAUCAAUUUGAUUAAUGACAAGCUAAAUAAAAUUGCUAGUGAUCAAGAAACAUUGAAAGAUUAUAUGAAGACUUGGUUAAAAUUAUUCGAUGAGAUAUCACGUUCAACAGUUGUAAUUGCUGCAUGUAAACGAGAUCAAUAUGCAAUGUUUUAUUAUCCAGUAUCACCAUUCUUUCAACACGUCAUUGAAUUAUUACAAACAAAAGGACAUAUAACACCCAAAAAAUUGUAUCAGUAUAUACAAACUAAAAACGAUCCUGAUAUGGAUACAUUACAAAUAAUUUCAUCAAGCGAAAGACAAGAUGUUAAUCAGCCAGUUCGGUACGGCAAACAUGCGGAUGAAAUUGAUUUAUGUCCAGUUAUUAAGCCAUACUAA
Messenger RNA from Didymodactylos carnosus, 651 nucleotides. NCBI's taxonomy places the organism in Eukaryota, Metazoa, Rotifera, Eurotatoria, Philodinida, Philodinidae. The record is from the annotation of a GenBank genome assembly.